UAUAAGGUCUAAAACCAUAAACUAGAACAAAAUCAACUGUAUUAUAAACGAUUAUGCCCGCGGAGUACUUGACCCACGCGUAGAAACGUUACUUAAGUACUCACACAAGACUCAACCGCGUGGAGGUAAAAAAACGAUUACCAGAUUAAUUUGUUCGAUGAUUGUUUACAUAUCGUGAGUAAAACAAUGCAAACUAGCAUUUGUCACAUUUAAACUUCAUUAAACAAUGGCAACAUGAAAGUAAUUGUAUCAACCAAAUUGGCGGAGAUAAUGAUAAUUUGCUCAACAUACCAGACGAUGUUUUGGUUAGUAUCACUCAGCUUGUCAUAACUGGACAGAAACAUUGAAGAAGGAAGACGUAUGUUGUUAUACUCGGGUUAUCUUCUUUAAAAGGAAAGACUUACAUCAUAGGCCUACCAUUAGUUUCAGCCUAUAAUAGAAGAUCAGAGAGUGUUCUAGCGAAGCCAGAGUUGGACUCAUCGAACCGCCGAUUACAUUGAAUUGCACAACCAGAUCGUCUUAAUGGAAAACUUAAAUGAAACAGAUUUUUUAGACUAUUGUGCUGAGAAUAACUGGACACUAAUGAACUUGUCGACUCCUUCUGCCGCCGAGAGGUUGAUCUAUACCGAUGCAGAUUUCGUCAUCACUGCCAUCAUCAUGCCGAUACUUUUAGUACUCGGUUGGAUCACCAACGGAGCGUUUCUAUUCGUAGUAUAUCGCGUCAAAUAUAUGCACACGAUAACAAACCUCUACCUUGUCAAUCUGUCUAUAAGCGACGUCGUAUUUCUGAGCUUUGCUAUAGGAGAUAAACUAUGGAGAUACGCAACCUCCGAUGUGUACAUGGACAAUGUUGCAAAAGAGUUUGUGGAUAUAUGUAUGAUGUAUCUGUUCAAAAACAUCGCUUAUUUUACAGGCCAGUUUCUGAUAAGCCUAGUUGCCCUAGACCGUUAUAAUGCUGUGUGCAGGCCGCUUCAACAAUAUAAGGUGAACAGCCUCACCCGAGCGGUCUCUUUGAUCGUUUCUACCUGGUGUUUUGCUCUAGUUCUGGCUGCAUCCAUGACACCUGGGUACAUGGACCGAAAGACCAAGUGCAUACUUUGGCCAGACGAUGAAAUGUACGACCACUACCCUGACACGUAUGUUUACUUCGCUCCAAUUUCAAAUGCGGCAAAAGUUUACGCGGAAAUUAUUCAAACCGUACCGUUUUUUAUUAACAUGAUAUUCGAAACAGUACUGUAUGUUCUGAUAAUAUGUACCUUGCAUUCGAGAGUGACAUCGCGCGUAAGUAAUGGCAUUACUGGUGGAAAGCUCACGGAAAUCCGAAAUCAAGUAACGCGAAUGUUGAUUAUAAACGGCGUAGUGUAUAUUCUUCUGUCAUCGCCGUUCCAAGUAUAUUCCUUGAUGAGUGUUCUUAGCACGUUUCGAGAUCCAAAACUUUCUCGGCCUCAACUGAAUCUAUUUUUACAUAUCGCGCGUGUGCUUGUAUAUACAAACUCCGUUGUGAACCCGAUUAUAUAUAACUUAUCGAGUCACCGGUAUCGAAAAGCGUUUGUCAGAGCGUUUAGCUGCAAAGGUUCAAAAUCCUCCUGGGCUUCGUUCUGUAUGACCGAUACGACCCGCAGACAAAGAGCUGGAACUACUGCUACUACUACCAGCACCACCAGUUCUACGAUUGUAAAGAGCGUCACACGAAAAACUAAAAUGAAGCCAAAUUCUUUAAUUGGCAAUGGUGAGAGUACGUAUUUGUAAACUUCCAAAUGACGUAUCUAGGGGGAAUGCGUCGUAUCUAGGGGGAAUGCGUCGUAUCUAGGGGGAACGCAUCCCCCUAAAGAAAAAUACUCAUGCCAAACCCCCUACCCUUUUGAAAUUGAAAAUAUUCGAAACAAAAAAUAACGCUCAAGCACAUGUAUACAAAUCACCUUAUUUUGUUAGCUACUCCCCCACCUAAUCAUCAAGUUCUCCCACCCCCAAUUCACCUUCGCGCAUCCCAUCACUUCUCCCUAUUCCAAGACCCCUGGAUAGGCCUACGCCACUGCAAGACAACAUUAAUUCCUGCUACCACCGCAUAUCUGAAAACAGGUUGAUUAAAUAAUUAAUGCUCAUUUCAUUCAAAUUCAUUAUGCUCUUUCUUAUUUUCAAGCCUCAAUGGUGUGUACUUUUAGGAUAAUGGACCUUUCCGCUAAGCCCCGCCCAUUGGAUAUUGUUGCUAAGGUCCCACCCAAACACGUGCGUUUGUAGGACAACACGUGUGUUUGUGAGACGCGCGCGUAUUCCUAGCGUUGUUCUGAUUAGUCAGUUGUUAAGUUUGAUUGACACUCUGGGAAGGUCUAUUGCAGCUGAAGCGAUAUAAUUUGCAUGUACAAUUCAUAUUUUAGAGGAAAGCCAAUUCUCCCUAUAGGCCUAAUAUAUAUGAUCUCUUUAAUAAUGUUUGAUAUAAUUUAUGUGCAUAGUUAAAUAUUUUCGAUAAUUUUUAUAAUAAGCCUAUAUCCAGAGAGCAUGACUGCUUCCUGUUUUAUAAUGUCUCUUUUUCGCUAACAACUGUUUAAUAAUAAGUCCGGCAUACACUCAUUUCCUUCUUGUAAAUAUAAAUAAUACGUAAUUAAAUGUGCAUAGUUGUAAGUCUUCGAUAAUUUUUAUAUUAGCCUAUUAUACUGUCUAUGUUUCGCUAACAAAAUUUAAGUUGCAUAUUCAUAAUUAUUAAAAAUUAUAAGAAUAUUAGAACGAACAAACAUAGAAUUAUUUCUUUAGACGCAUAGAGAAUACGGUACUGUUUUUAA
Messenger RNA from Anneissia japonica, 2777 nucleotides. Its product is annotated as thyrotropin-releasing hormone receptor-like. The transcript has a single exon. Gene Ontology annotation, biological process: G protein-coupled receptor signaling pathway. Lineage: Eukaryota; Metazoa; Echinodermata; Crinoidea; Comatulida; Comatulidae. Gene Ontology annotation, molecular function: G protein-coupled receptor activity. Gene Ontology annotation, cellular component: plasma membrane. Bases 523 to 1749 code for a protein of 408 amino acids. The record is from RefSeq and is a predicted model, not a curated record.